Messenger RNA from Pseudophryne corroboree (corroboree frog), 2148 nucleotides. RefSeq names its product gastrula zinc finger protein XlCGF8.2DB-like. Gene Ontology annotation, cellular component: nucleus. Gene Ontology annotation, biological process: urogenital system development; embryo development; regulation of transcription by RNA polymerase II. NCBI's taxonomy places the organism in Eukaryota, Metazoa, Chordata, Amphibia, Anura, Myobatrachidae. Bases 321 to 1451 code for a protein of 376 amino acids. The transcript has 2 exons. Gene Ontology annotation, molecular function: DNA-binding transcription factor activity, RNA polymerase II-specific; RNA polymerase II transcription regulatory region sequence-specific DNA binding. The record is from RefSeq and is a predicted model, not a curated record.
GUCGGACCAUGGUCACAGGGCUGCUGUGUUUGGCAGCCCUAAGAGCUUUUGAUUUAUUUUUAUAGUCUUACCUUUUUUUUGAGUGAACUUUCCUAACAGCGUCUUACACGCAUAUUGGAAAGAGUCGCUUCAACAACUCUCCGCCGGGUCGCAACAACGCUUACCCACGGUACAAGUGCUGUCUCAACGGGCGUCUGUGUCGGAUAUUACUAGCAGGUCCAGCAGACGUUACUAGGCUGUGGCCGGAGCACGGGGAGAAGAUCACCCAGCGAAUGGUACAGUACCUAAACCUCUCGCAUGUCUAGCUUCCCAAUUUAAUCAUGGAAAAUUCCAGUGGUGAAGAAAAUGAGAAUGACCAAGAAGGCAAUACCGUAAAGUCCAAACCGAGAAGACAGUGCAGAAAAACAGAAAAUGACUCACCAAAUGAGUUCCCGCACAGGAAGCCCUCUCAGAAAGGGAAGGCUGUGAAUGAGAACUCUGACACAACAAAUACCUGCACUAAGGAUCAAGCUAAGUUUUCUUGUGAGCAUUGCGGGAAACAAUUUCACAGAAAGCCAAACUACAUUGUGCAUCAAAGAACGCAUACUGGGGAAAGGCCUUACAUAUGUAGUGAAUGCGGAAAAUGCUUUACACAAAGCUCCAGUCUGUUUAGGCACCUGAGAGUUCACGCAGAAGUGAAACCCUACACUUGCUUAGAAUGUGGCAAAACCUUUACACAGAAUGCCCAUCUUAUCACUCACACGAGGAUCCACACAAGUGAAAAGCCCUAUUGCUGUAGAGAAUGUGGCAAGUGUUUUAGCAGCAGUUCAAACCUGGUAAAGCAUCAGAAAGUUCACACAGGUGAAAAAUCAUGGCACUGCACUGUGUGCUGGAAGAGUUUUUCCUGCAGCACCCAGCUUCGAGCACAUUUUAGAGUUCACACAAAAGAGAAGCCAUACAUGUGCAGUAUGUGUGGAAAAAGCUUUAGCAGCAGUUCAAACCUGGUAACUCACCAGAGGGUUCAUACAGGAGAAAGGCCGUAUGCCUGCACAGAGUGCAGCAAACGCUUUACCCAAAGUUCCGCACUUCUACAGCAUCUCAAAACUCAUGCCAAAGAAAGACCCUGUGUGUGCCCCGAGUGUGGAAAGUGUUACACAGAUGAAGCCAGCCUCGGGAGGCACAAGAAAAUUCACACAGAUGAGAAAUUAUUUACAUGUUCAGAGUGUGGAAAAAGUUUCAGUGGCAACUCCGCACUGGUUAGACAUCAACGUGUCCAUUCAGUGGAGAGGCCUUAUACCUGUGCUGAGUGUGGGAAAACAUUUAAACACAAAUCUACAGUUGUAAGGCACAGUAAGGUUCACAUGGAAGAGAAGUCUUUUGUCUGCACAGACUGCCCAGAAAUAUUAAAAGAUAACUGGAGCCUUUUAAUGCACAGAAAAACACAUAAUGAAAGAAGUCCAGUAAUACAUUAAACUAACAUAUGUGCUUUGUGUCCGUGCAUUUGAAUGAAUGCUCCACAAUGUUGAAGUGUUAGGACAGAAUAUAUUGUGAUUGCUUUUAACGUACAAUAUUAAGUUUUGUAAUGUUAUAACAUCACUUACUGGGACAAAAGUUGUUAAAGACUAAGGUGUCUCAGACUGUCUUCUAAAGCAGAGGUUUGGGGCUCCGACUUGUUAAGCUCAUAUAAAGUUUGUGAUAAUGCAUUUAUUGUAGAUGUUGCCAUGUCCUGAAAUUAUAGAACCCUGUCCACGAUUUAUACCUAAUAUAGACCCAAAUGUAUUAAGCCUUAAAAAGGGCAUCCGGUCUCUAGGUCGACCACACUUAGGUCGACAGUGUCUAGGUCGACCACUUUCGGUCGACAGCAAGUAGGUCAACAUGGUUUCUAGGUCGACAGGGACUCUAGGUCGACUUGACAAGGUCGACAUGAGUUUUUCACUUUCUUUCUUUUUUUAAUUUUUUUUAACUUUUUCAUACUUUACGAUCCACAUGGACUAUAAUUGGAAACGGUAAGCUGUGCCGAAUGCAGUGGUAACGGAACGAGGCACCUUGCCUGAAGCAUGGCGAGCGAAACGAUGCACUAAUUGGGGUUCCCAGUCACUGUACGGAGAAAACGACAUAAAAAAGUGAAAAACUCAUGUCGACCUUUUGUCACGUCGACCUAGUACAUGU